UCUAUCAUUAAUUUUAUUACGUAACUUUUUUCCCUGUGGAUAAAAUAGUCAACUUAUCAAGGUAUUUUUUAAUAAGCUCCAAAUGCAAUAUGUGUAUCUUCAGUAUAUUGACAAUAUGAAUAUUUUUUUCUAUAUAACAACGCACAACGUAUGAUGUUAUUAAGUUACGAGCCAUGAAAAUACUUUACAAAUGCCUUCAUGAAUUUUAUAAUAUCGACAGAAUAGACAAUAUAAUUCUUUGGAAAAAAUUAACAAAUAAAACAUAACAUUUUUUGUCAUUCUUACAAAUAAUAUGAAACAAUUAUAUUUUUGUGCAAAUAUUUAAAAUCUUAUUGAUUGUUGAAACUUUCUAAAUAAUGAUGCUACGUUUGUUUGACAAUCAGGAUUAUUCGACAUUAGAUGCUAUGCCAAACAUAUGUAUGGAGAAUUGUGAAAUACGGAACUAUGAUUAUUUGGAAAAAUGCAUCAGUAAUCUUGAAAAUAAAGAUUCUGGGGUAGCACAGAAUACCACAAACACCACAGACAUUGGUUUACAAGACAACUUGGAUGAUGUUAAUUUGAAUAACAUUGAUUUUCAUUUCAUGAAAAUUGAAAACUUGCUCUUGCAAAAUGCCGAAGAAUCUAAAAAUUAUACAAAGAGCAAAGAAAUAAAACAAGAAAAGUCAUCAGAUGUUAAUAUUUUAACCUCAAUUCAAAAUUUUGACACUGUGAAUCUAGAUUUCAAUACCUUUCCAUGUAAUUUAAACAAAGAAUCAAAUGAUAUAAUAACUAUUAACAAGAAUGAAUCUUAUAUAUUUAACAAAAAUCUAACAACUCAAUGUUUAGAUAAAAAGCCAAUAAUAGAGAAUUAUAAUUAUUCUACCAAACUUCACAUAGAGAAUAAUAAUGGAAAUGUGCAUCCUAAUAUAAAUAAAGAUAUCAAUUUUAUGAGUCAAAAUGUUACAUUCAAAAUGAAACAUGGAAUUAGGAUUGAUAAUCUUCCUCUGGAGUCAUCAAAUGGAAAUGAACAAAUUCAAAAGUGUGAACAAUGUCUAAUGACAUUCAGAUAUAAAAGACAUUUAGAUCGUCACUUGGAAGGCCAUCAAAAAAAUAAUUGCUCUCAUUGUGAUGAAAAAUUUGCUAGACGGAAGCAUCUGGAGGUUCAUUUAUUUCGUGUGCAUGGGGAAAGAGUGGUCAGGCAUGCUCAUUUGUGUGAUGCAUGUCCUAAAAGUUUCCCUAAACGUGCUCUCUUGAAUCGUCAUAGAGCAAAACAUAACUACCAAAGUGGUAAAGUCUGUUCCGAAUGUGGAGAAAUGAUAAAUGCAAAUAUAGAUAAAAAAGAGCAUGAGGAAUAUCACUGUAUAAAGAGGCAAUUUAAAUGCCAACAAUGUUUGCAAACAUUUAGUAUCAAACAGACAUAUUUGUCCCAUAUUCAAAAUCACAAUAAUUAUAAAUGUCCCAAUUGUAAUGUCAGUUUUGCAUCAAAAAAGAAAGCACAUGAGCACUUUAAGGCAAUUCAUGUACCAAAGUUAAGCAAGUCAGAAUCGAUAAAUAAUGGUGAUCCAUAUUUUUGUGACAAAUGCAGACAUACAUUUAUCAAGAGAGACGACUAUCUUCGGCAUUUGGAAUCUGCAUUGCAUCUAAGUAAAAUUAAUAGGGACAUUCCUAUACGAGCUAUAUUUUCAUGUGCAUUCUGCUUGAAAAAAUUAAUCACGCAAAGAGCUUUGGAUCAACACAUCAGGCGUAUUCAUAAGGGCGAAAAGCGAUUUGUGUGUAAUAUAUAUGGAUGUACAUUUCAGUGUGCCAGAAGAACAGAUCUGGAUAGACAUAAACAGCUGCAUAUAGAAGAGCGAAAUAUCGUGUGCGAGCAUUGCGGCAAGACGUUUACCAGCAUCAGUAUUCUUAAGGAUCAUGUACUUUAUAUUCAUAAUAAAGAGCGCCAAUUUAUUUGCGAAGUGUGCGGCAAAGCGUUCAAGAGAAACAGUUUACUCAAAAGGCAUAAAUUGUCACACGAGCAACAUCGGCCGUUUGUCUGUAUGCAAUGCAAUACCGCAUUUAAACGCUCCCAUCAUCUCACUCGUCACAUGGAAACCUGUCACAGAAUUAUACUGAAAAAAAAGAAAAAGGUGGUAAAGCUCAUGAAAACAGAAGAUGGUCAUCUUGUGCCAGUGCCAGAAAAGCUAAACAAAUUAAGCUGUAAUAAAGUUAAAAGUGAAAAAAAGUGUGAAUCAACUGUAAAGAACAGGAAGAAAAAUUGCUCAAUUACAAAUAUAGAUGAACAAGUUAUAAAUGUUGAUCCACCGCUGAAAGUACAGUCACUGUCAAACUCUGAAGAAAACUCUGAAUGCUCAAGUCUAUCGCUAGAACUCACGAAUUUAUCUGUUAUCGAUUUUAUUCCACAGAUUCUUUCAUUAGUAGAUAUAAAUACGGGACAAGUACUUACUGUAGAAGUCGCUAAUCCAGAAGUUUUACCUACUGAUGAACUCACUGAAUUUGGAACAAGUUGUAGUGAAUUAUUGAAUUUACCAGAUUAUCAAGAUAUAGAAUUUCACAAUAGUCUUUUAAAUGCCGAUCAAACAUAUUGUACAAACAUAUCGGAGGACAAUAUAAAUUAUUCGGAAGUAUCCGAAGUAUUAUUAGAAAAUAUCGAAGGUUCGUUCUCUCUUAUAAACAAUAACGGUAAGAUGGAAACAAUUGAAAAUUAUUUAACAAAUGAUUUUUCACCGUUUCUUAAUAUUUAAAAAUUUGCAGAAAA
Molecule: messenger RNA, 2734 nt
Organism: Cataglyphis hispanica
Lineage: Eukaryota; Metazoa; Arthropoda; Insecta; Hymenoptera; Formicidae
Product: zinc finger protein 493-like
Exons: 4
Coding region: 357-2720 (787 amino acids)
Biological process (GO): regulation of transcription by RNA polymerase II
Cellular component (GO): nucleus
Molecular function (GO): DNA-binding transcription factor activity, RNA polymerase II-specific; RNA polymerase II transcription regulatory region sequence-specific DNA binding
Source: RefSeq, a predicted model, not a curated record